CACAUACUUUCACUUGUUUCUGUCUAUUAUUUUUUCUCUGAUUUUAAUCAAAUGGUAAAUUACGAAUAUUAGUGAAAAUGGACUGUGUUUGUGCCUAUAUCUUUAGUGGAAGCAUUCGGUACUGAAAUCAGUGAACUGGGUAAGUUGAAAUGAUAUCAAACUUGAAGCAUUUCCCCUACUUCUGGUGUUUGAGAGCUCGAAGGCGUCUGAAUGUGUGGAGAAGUUCUGUUUACUAUGUUUCUGAUUAUUUGUUGUGCAAUAGAUAUUGUACUGUGACAGAGACAGUUAAUACUAAUCAGCUGCCAAAGGUGACCGAGUCACCAGAACUUCCAGAUUGGGUUAAAAUUGUAAAGAAAGAGGAAACAGUGGUUGACUUUGGAGAUGAUGACUUCUUACUUCCCUCAUUCUCAGAAUGGGUAAAAAAUGAGAAGCUUCGUGCAAGGGAAGUUGAUGUGAGAGGUUUGGCAAGCGAUAUUGCAGACAACGAUGUUGAUAAGAUCAGCAAAUUAUUAAGGUUUCAUUUCAAAUCACCCGAUGCUGUUGUAGAUGCGUUGAAUAACUGCACAUUUGAUGUUUCAGAGUGUUUGGUUGAGCAAAUUUUGAAGAGGUUCAGUUGUGAGUGGAUACCUUCUUACGGGUUCUUUAAAUGGGCAAAACUGCAAAAGGGUGUCACACUUUCCUCUGAUUUGUAUGAUCUAAUGGUUGACAACUUGGGAAAAUCAAAGAAGUUUGAUCUUAUGAGGGAAUUGAUGGACGAAAUGAGUCACUUGCAAGGGUAUGUUUCAUUGAAUACUAUGAUUAAAAUCAUGAGAAGGCUUGCCAAGGCUGGUAAAUAUGAGGAUGCAAUAGAGGCAUUUACAAGAAUGAAGGAAUUUGGCGUACAGAAGGAUACAAGUGGUAUGAAUGCAUUAAUCGAUGCAUCGGUGAAGGGAGGAAGUGUGGAGCAUGCUCAUAAAGUUUACCUAGAUUUGAAGGAUCAUAUAGCUCCAACGGUCCAAACAUAUAAUAUCUUAGUGCAUGGUUGGUGCAAAGCUAGAAACAUUGACAAAGCAAAUGAAACUGUUAAAGAUAUGGAGGAGCGUGGUUUUAGCCCUGAUGUGGUUACAUAUACUUGCUUCAUUGAAGCCUAUUGUCGUGAAAAAGACUUUCGCAAAGUUGAUGCUAUUUUCAAAGAGAUGCAAAUGAAGGAGUGCUCACCAACUGUGGUGACGUAUACCAUAAACAUGAAAGCACUAGGGCAGGCAAAGGAAGUGGACAAAGCCUUGGAUGUAUAUGAGAAGAUGAAACAAAAUGGUUGUGUUCCUGAUAAUUCGUUUUACAGCAGCUUGAUCCACUUGUUAGGAGCAACUGGGAGACUGAAGGAUUGUUAUGAUAUAUUUGAAGAUAUGCCAAAGCAAGGAGUUUCACCUGAUACGUUCACAUAUAACACCAUGAUUACAAUUGCUGUAAAGAACUCUAACGAGGAGGAUGCUUUAAAAUUUCUCCAGAAAAUGGAGGAGAGUCAAUGCAAGCCUGAUAUUUGUACUUACGCGCCAUUAUUUAAAAUGUGCUGCAGAAUGAGAAGAAUGAAGGUGCUAUCCUUUCUAUUGAAUCACAUGUUCAAAAAUGACGUGAGCAUGGAUCUUGGAACGUAUGCUCUUCUGGUUCGCGGUCUUUGUAGGAACAGGAAUCCUGAGCGUGCUUGUGCUGUUUUUGAGCUAGCAGUGCUUCGAGGAUUCCUCCCUACGGAUACCAUGUAUGAUAAUCUCGUCAAAGAACUUGAGGAAAGGGGUUUAAAGGAAGAAAAGAAACGUAUCGAAGAACUGAUGUUACAAGCUAAACAGCAAGAAUCAGGCACUUCAUCUGAGAGACAUUUAAAGAUUGAAGAAUGAAUCUUUUCUUGUUUAUAAGGGAAAUGUUGUACACUUCUUUUUCGUGAUAUUAGUUGCAACUAUUAUGGAGCUUGUUCUAUCAUUCAGAGGCAUAUUUUAAAGCCCCAUAACAUCACAUUCAGUGAAGUGAAGUCAGAUUUGGUCGACAAUGCCAUGGUUUCUGUAAAGUCACCUUACUAAUUAGCUGGUCCCAAAUUUAUGAGAACUUUCCUUUUCCAUUGUAGAGUAAUUACAUAUCAGGCCUCAUAAUAUUUC
Molecule: messenger RNA, 2126 nt
Organism: Nicotiana attenuata
Lineage: Eukaryota; Viridiplantae; Streptophyta; Magnoliopsida; Solanales; Solanaceae
Product: pentatricopeptide repeat-containing protein At3g22670, mitochondrial
Exons: 2
Coding region: 150-1871 (573 amino acids)
Molecular function (GO): protein binding
Source: RefSeq, a predicted model, not a curated record